Molecule: messenger RNA, 2893 nt
Organism: Myotis lucifugus (little brown bat)
Lineage: Eukaryota; Metazoa; Chordata; Mammalia; Chiroptera; Vespertilionidae
Gene: GABPB1
Product: GA binding protein transcription factor beta subunit 1
Exons: 10
Coding region: 151-1446 (431 amino acids)
Biological process (GO): positive regulation of transcription by RNA polymerase II
Cellular component (GO): nucleus
Molecular function (GO): transcription cis-regulatory region binding; protein binding
Source: RefSeq, a predicted model, not a curated record
CAACAGCGACUCCUGCCCCAGCCUGCCUAGCUGCACCUAAGGCCGCUGUUCAGGGAAACCCGGCCGCCCUCCAUCUCUGCGAGGCGCCUAGACUGAACCGCGGAGCCCGGACUCCCCGCCCCGCAGCGUUCAUGCCGGACAGACAGGGAGAUGUCCCUGGUAGAUUUGGGAAAGAAGCUUUUAGAAGCGGCACGAGCAGGUCAAGAUGAUGAAGUUCGUAUUUUGAUGGCAAAUGGAGCUCCUUUUACUACAGACUGGCUGGGAACUUCUCCACUUCACCUGGCAGCACAGUACGGGCAUUAUUCCACCACAGAAGUACUACUUCGAGCUGGUGUAAGUAGGGAUGCCAGAACCAAAGUGGACCGAACGCCCUUACAUAUGGCAGCUUCUGAGGGCCAUGCCAGCAUAGUAGAGGUUUUGCUUCAGCAUGGUGCUGAUGUCAAUGCAAAGGACAUGUUAAAGAUGACAGCUCUACAUUGGGCCACAGAACACAACCAUCAAGAUGUGGUGGAGCUUUUAAUCAAAUAUGGUGCUGAUGUACACACGCAGAGUAAAUUUUGUAAAACUGCAUUUGAUAUUUCAGUAGACAAUGGGAAUGAAGAUUUAGCAGAGAUAUUACAGAUUGCUAUGCAGAAUCAAAUCAACACAAACCCAGAGAGUCCCGACACUGUGACGAUACAUGCUGCAACACCACAGUUUAUCAUUGGACCUGGAGGGGUGGUGAACCUAACAGGUCUGGUAUCUUCAGAAAAUUCAUCUAAGGCAACAGAUGAAACAGGUGUGUCUGCUGUUCAGUUUGGAAACUCCUCUACAUCAGUAUUAGCUACAUUAGCUGCCUUAGCUGAAGCUUCUGCUCCCUUGUCCAAUUCUUCAGAAACUCCAGUAGUGGCUACGGAGGAAGUAGUUACUGCAGAAUCAGUGGAUGGUGCAAUUCAGCAAGUAGUUAGUUCAGGGGGUCAGCAAGUCAUCACAAUAGUAACAGAUGGAAUCCAGCUUGGAAAUUUGCACUCCAUUCCAACCAGUGGAAUAGGCCAGCCCAUCAUUGUGACCAUGCCAGAUGGACAGCAAGUAUUAACAGUACCAGCAACGGACAUUGCUGAAGAAACUGUUAUAAGUGAAGAACCACCAGCUAAGAGACAAUGUAUCGAAAUAAUUGAAAACCGGGUGGAAUCUGCAGAAAUAGAAGGAUUGAGCUCGCAACCCAGGCAUGUGCUCUUGACCGGGAAUGGAACCGGCAACCUCCUGGUGCACCAGAUGAUGCCCAACCAACUGAACCACACUGGCCAGGGCAAGGAGAGAGAAGCUCUUCAGAAACAGCUGGAUGAAGCAAACCGAGAAGCCCAAAAAUAUCGACAGCAGCUUCUAAAGAAAGAACAGGAAGCAGAAGCCUACAGACAGAAAUUAGAAGCUAUGACUCGUCUUCAGACUAAUAAAGAAGCUGUUUAGUUGAAAUGAACAUGUAGUUUGAGUUACUUUUGGUCAAGAAAGAAUACAAUCUUGAACUGUACACAGUAAGGUGCAGUCAUGGGAAGACAGGAUACUAGAAGAGACUACAGAUUGAUAAUUGGACUAAAGCCAUGUGGUCUGAAUCCUUGUAACAUAAAACUUUUGAAGUUGUCAAAUGUAUUUAAAACUGAAUUCUGUAAAUAGUUUUUGUUUUUUUUACAGUUCUAAAUGAGUUGAUAAAGAUUGUUGAAGAGAUCCAAAAACACAAUAAGCCACUGUUUUUGUGAAUUCUUUUUGAUUUUAGUACGAACGAACCUUAAUUUCUCAGAAACAGAACAGUUUUAAGGGUGAUCGUUGAUUAGACCAAAUGUGUCAUAAUUAUGUGGUGGACUGAUACUGGAAUUGCUCCUGUACGUUAAAGCUUCUGUAUGAAGAGAAGAUUUCUCCCAGGAAAUGUUUGUACAGCUUUAAGUUGUCUCAGAUUCUCUGAAAACAUUUUUUAGAAAACAAAUUUUUAUAUUUGUUCAACUUCAGCUAUACCCAAGUAGAUUUACAUGUAUAUGAAGCAAAUAUUUUUUAAACUUUGUGUUUGUACAUAUCCUGCAUGUUUUAUAAUUUCAAAAUGUAUCACUUGCAUAGGUAUUUUCCCCACAAAGAUAAUGAAAGUUAUUUGGGGAAAAAACCCUCCUUUUAUUCUGUAGGUCAUCUUAACUAAGUAAACUAGCAGCUGGUUUUAUUGGAAUGAUAGUGUUCUUGGAAGGAGCAGCUUACAAGAUAACUUGAAUUUGCAAACUACAAAAUCUAUGCUUUUUUGAAAAUUUCAUAGUGGGGACGUGAAACUGUAUUCUGUGCCUUCCAUCAUGAUUUCCACAUGAAAGCACUUUAAGGCAGUAUGUUUUAAGAUAAUGUUUUUGGAAAACUCAAAGCAUAUGGGUUUUUGAAAUAUUUCAUGGACUCAUUCCCCUCCCUCCCCCAGGAAAUUAUUCUUAUGGAAAAAAAUGCUUUUGUAUGUAGAACAAGAACUUUUUGUACCGCAGUAAUGCUAUAGAGAUGUCUACCAUAACUUUUACUUUUCCCUGUGAAAGCUGUAUGUCUGCUGCGACUGCUCUCAUCACAAUAUUGUCGAAUUCCACAAUGUAUGAACAUUACACUCUGACAUACUGUUUAUUCUUUUUUUGUAAAAUGUAACUUCAUACAGUUUUUCUUGCUUUAUUUCUUACAUUAAUGUUUUAUUGCUUUAUGAAAAUGUUUAACCCUAAGGCCCUACUAGAUGAUCUAUACUGUAAAAAGAAGCAAUUACCCUUAAGAAACAAUUACUCUGGCCUACUUUUCUAUUUUACAAUUAAAUAUCUUUUCCACAUAUAUUCAGUGUAGACUUAUAUUUUGACCAUAUUUUGUUCACACAUUAAUAUUUUUGUUCUGUGUAUUAAAGCCAUAUUCUACCAUA